AUGUUCUCUCUGCCAUCUGCGCGGACGCUGCUGGCUGCGUGCCGGCCCUCGACCUGGUCGUCGCCGCUCAGGUCGACCCUCAGCUCGCCGUCUCCGGUCUUUGCGCGUGGUCGCCACCAGCUCGCGCCGCGGUCCGUCAAGUUCAUCAAGCGACACAAGGGGGUGCUGCCCAUCCCUAUUGGCGGCUCGAUCAAGGGCACGACGCUUGCGUUUGGGGAGUGGGGCAUCCGGGUGAAGGGCAAUGGCGCGCGGAUAACGGCCAAGCAGCUGAAGUCGGCGGACGACGCGCUGAAGCGGAAGAUCAAGACUAUCAAGGGCGCGAAGGUAUACAUGCGCAUAUUCCCCGACAUCCCCGUUUGCAUAAAGGGAAAUGAGACGCGUAUGGGUAAGGGAAAAGGCACGUUCGAGUUCUGGGCGACUCGUGUCGCGCCAGGGCGUGUGAUCUUUGAGCUGGGCGGCGCCCCCAUUCGUGAAGAGCUUGCCCGAGAAGCAUUGCGCCUGGCGUGUGACAAGCUUCCUACGCUCAUGGAGUUCAUCGACGCGAAAGCACCCCCACGACUUGGAAACCUGCUCGUCACGCCCGAGCUCAGGUCCACCGUUGCGACUUCUACGCCGAUGACUGCUCGGUAGUAGCCUCAGCAUAGACUAUACAUACAGCACAUAAUGGAGUAAUGCCUCGCUCG
Trametes versicolor FP-101664 SS1 is the source of this 683-nucleotide messenger RNA. RefSeq names its product mitochondrial ribosomal protein L16. The transcript is spliced from 4 exons. The record is from RefSeq and is a predicted model, not a curated record. Bases 1 to 630 code for a protein of 209 amino acids. Gene Ontology annotation, cellular component: ribosome; mitochondrial large ribosomal subunit. Lineage: Eukaryota; Fungi; Basidiomycota; Agaricomycetes; Polyporales; Polyporaceae. Gene Ontology annotation, biological process: mitochondrial translation. Gene Ontology annotation, molecular function: rRNA binding; structural constituent of ribosome.